AGUCAGAGUUCUGAGCUAAAAGCAACCAACGCAACAGCAAGCACGUAUCGGCCACCGAAUCGAUCCUCAACCACUCCACGACCCUACACGAAGCAUCCGUCUCGUCUGUAUAUCCACGUCUCCCCCCUCAUCCUCACAUCUUCCAACCCAACUCACCAACCCUAUCAAUCCACCCACCAGCCCCAAUGGCCUCCCUCGUCGACAAGCCGCGCUCGGAGCUGACCGAGUACGAGAUCGCCGAGCUCGAGAAGUACGAAUUCUCCGCUGGACCUCUGUCAAUCCUGCAGACGGCGGUGCGCUCGCACAACCCGGUGCUCGUGUCGUGCCGCAACAACCGCAAGCUGCUGGCGCGUGUCAAGGCCUUCGACAGGCACUGCAACAUGGUGCUCGAGAACGUCAAGGAGAUGUGGACCGAGACCCCGCGGAAAGCUGAUGGCACCAAGGGAAGGCCCGUCAACAAGGACCGCUUCAUCUCGAAGAUGUUCUUGAGAGGCGAUUCGGUCAUCCUGGUUUUGUUGAGUUAGAGUGCUCGUGAGCGGGGUAGAGGUGGUUGGCGGUGAUGGGGAGGGGAGCUAGGGACGAGUGAACAGCUACAUGCUCGUAUGGAGAAUGAUAAUUGAAGCAACUCAGCGAAAACGGCAUC
This is a messenger RNA of Tricharina praecox, 643 nucleotides long. RefSeq lists its product as uncharacterized. Gene Ontology annotation, cellular component: U2 snRNP; U5 snRNP; U1 snRNP. Gene Ontology annotation, molecular function: RNA binding. The coding region runs from base 186 to 524 and encodes 112 amino acids. NCBI's taxonomy places the organism in Eukaryota, Fungi, Ascomycota, Pezizomycetes, Pezizales, Pyronemataceae. The record is from RefSeq and is a predicted model, not a curated record. The transcript is spliced from 3 exons. Gene Ontology annotation, biological process: RNA splicing; spliceosomal snRNP assembly.